This is a messenger RNA of Porites evermanni, 720 nucleotides long. NCBI's taxonomy places the organism in Eukaryota, Metazoa, Cnidaria, Anthozoa, Scleractinia, Poritidae. The record is from the annotation of a GenBank genome assembly.
AUGGGUCCUACUAUGGCAAUUACCUUCAACCGCUCCAAAAAUGCAUUUCGUGAACUUUGCAGAAUUUACAAGAACAGUUCUGUUGAGCUACAAAGGCCACCAGUGGUGUAUUUUGUUUCUAAAGAUGGAGAAGAUGAGGACUAUGAGGAAGAAGCUGCAGACGUAGGUGGACCAUUGAAAGAGUUUCUUUCAAUAAUUAUUGCUGUAGAAACUGUGCUUGCUUGUAAUGAGCCUCAAAUUUUUGAAGGCUGUGAGGACCACAAAGUACCUGUCCACUCACAACAGCUUGUGUUAAAUGGGUAUUUUAGAAUGGUCGGACAAGUUAUGGCACAUGCCAUUAUUCAUGGAGAGGUUUGGAUAACAGGAUUAGCUAAACCUGUCAAGGAGUUUUUGUCGACUGGCUGUGCUGAGAGUGCCCAGAAGGUAGUUUGUCUAGAAGAUGUGCCAGAUUUGGAUGUGUGGCAGGUGUUAAAACACAUGGCUGAUGUAGAUGAAAGUGAGAUAAGUAGCCUAAAUUCAGAUGAGAAGGUAAACAACCUGAUGGGCGAGAGUGGCUGCAGUGCUGCAAUCCUGACCAUUCAUAAUGUUGCACAGAUUGCCUAUGAAAUCAUGGUCUAUCAUGUGAUUCAUAAGAGAUUGAGAGAGUUGGAGGAAAUCAGAAAAGGCCUUAACUUGAUGUCUUGGAGCUCAAUUCCUUGCUGUGUGACCAUCCUAAAAUAG